AUGGUAAUGAACCCUUUGUACUUGAAUGCUCUGAAACCAUCACAAACCGCAAAAACGACAUCGACAAGAUCAUUCAACGCCAUAAUCAACCGCCUCUCGUCCCAAGCAUCUCACCAUGAAGUUCUCAUCACCUUCUCUUCCAUGCUCCAAUCCAACACCCCUCCGGACACUCAUACCUUCCCUAGUUUGUUCAAGGCUUGCGCUUCUCUCCACCUGUUUCCGCUCGGCAUUUCCCUCCAUCAAUGCGUCGUUGUUAAUGGGUUUUCCUCAGAUCCUUACGUCGCUUCUUCUUUGGUUAGCUUUUAUGCGAAGUUCGGGUGCGUCGGGAAUGCUCGAAAAGUGUUCGAUGAUAUGCCUGAGAGGAACAUUGUUCCUUGGACUUCCAUUAUUGGAUGCUAUUCGUGUACAGGCGAUGUUGAUCAAGCGGUAUUGUUGUUUAGUGAAAUGAGGCACCAAGGAUUUCAGCCUAGUCCUGUUACAUUGUUAAGCUUGCUCCCGGGCGUUUCGGAGCUUGCCCAUGUGAGGUGUUUGCAUGGUUGUGCUGUUUCAUAUGGUUUUGAGGGCAAUGUUAGUUUGAUGAAUUCCAUAUUAAGUGUGUACAGUAAAUGUGGAGGCAUUGAGGACGCAAGGAGCUUGUUCGAAUUCAUGACUGGGAAAGACAUCGUUUCAUGGAAUUCUUUGAUGUCGGGCUAUGCCCAGUGUGGGAACUUCACAGAAGUAUUUCAGCUUUUCUAUAGAAUGAGAGAUGAAGGUAUAAGGCCUGAUAAACAGACUUUUGGUUCGGUUGUAUCUGCGAGUGCGACACAGAGUAACUUUAAAUUGGGAAAAUCAGUGCACGGGCAAAUUUUAAGAGCUGGGAUUAAAUUGGAUAGUCAUAUUGAAACCUCACUUGUAACUAUGUAUAUGAAACGUAGAAGUAUUGAUGCUGCUUUUAAGAUAUUUGAGCGGAUGAAAUACAAGGAUGUGGUUUUGUGGACGGCAAUGAUCUCGGGACUUGUACAAAAUGACUGUUCAGACAGGGCACUGAUAGUUUUCUGUCAGAUGAUAAAAUCAAGAAUGCAGCCAUCUACUGCUACCGUGGCCAGUGCGCUUGCAGCUUGCGCAAAACAGGGUUCUUUUAAUGUAGGAACAUCUAUUCAUUGUUAUGUUUUAAGGCAAGGAAUAGCUCUAGAUACCCCUGCCCAAAACUCUCUCAUUACCAUGUACGCAAAGUGUGGGCAUUUGAAUCAAGCUCGUACGAUUUUUGCAAGGAUGGGGAAAAGAGAUUUGGUUUCUUGGAAUGCUAUGGUUGCUGGAUAUGCUCAAAAUGGGCAUUUAAGUGAGGGCCUCUCCUUCCUUUCUGAGAUGAGAGAAACUCUUCAGAAACCGGAUUCAUUAACCGUUGUGUCUCUCCUCCAAGCUUGUGCUUCUAUAGGAGCCCUCCAUCAGGGAAAAUGGAUUCACAGCUUUGUUAUCAGGAGUUGUCUUAGACCCUGCAUCUUGGUGGACACAGCACUGGUUGACAUGUACUCAAAGUGCGGUGACUUGGAAAUGGCUCAAAAGUGUUUUAAUGAAAUGUUGGAGCAUGACCGGGUCUCGUGGGGCACAAUGAUCUCUGGAUAUGGCUGUCAUGGCAAAGGAGAGACUGCUUUGAGACUGUAUACAGAGUUUCUGCGUGCUGGGAUUGAACCAGAUCAAGUGAUUUUCCUCACAGUUCUUGCAGUUUGUAGUCAUAAUGGGCUUGUCAACCAAGGUUUAAGCAUAUACCAGUCCAUGACCAAAGAUUUUGGUAUAGCACCAAACCUUGAACACCGUGCUUGCGUUGUUGAUCUCCUCAGUCGGGCUAGGAGGGUAGAGGAGGCAUAUGAAUUCUACAAGAAGACGUUUCCAGAACCUGUAGUGGAUGUGCUAGAUGCUGGAAACUAUGUGCAAUUGGCACACAGCUUUGCGGCAAUGGACAGAUGGGAUGGUGUUAAUGAGGCAUGGACCCAAAUGAGGUCUCUCGGCUUGACAAAACUUCCUGGAUGGAGCUAUGUUGAAUUACAUGGUACAAUUGAGACAUUUUUCACAAGUCACAAUUCACACCCUCGACUUGAGGAGAUAGUGUUGACGUUGAAAACUUUAAGGACUGAAAUGAGGAAACUGGGCCAUAAUUCUGACCAGCCAGAUGCGUGAAUGUUCUGAAGAACCCUCUACGGCUUACAUCAAAUGGAUUGCAAAAUGGCCCAAAAAUUAUGUUGAUAAAAGGCCUAAAGCUUUUUGCAGAAACUGUCAAUACAGUAGUAAAAAUACCAUUUUUUGUGUUAUGGGAUGUUCGAAAAGAGAGUUAAAAAAAAAGUGUUGUGGGGAUUUUGCUAUCUUUCAAAUCCUAAUAAGAAAAUCCAGUUAUGAAAAUUCGAAGAGUUGAGGCUCCUCUUCGAUGACUGCCAAGUUCAGGCCAAUGAAAGUCUACAUUUAUCACAUCAAAGAAGGUAGUUUAACUGACAUUCUCAAAGACUCAUUGAAUAUACUAUAUAGUGGCAGCGGUUAAGGAUUUACAAUCAGACUGUUGGAAGCAAAAACCGAAACUGCUAUCAACCUCUAAUAUUGAUUACAUAGUAGUUGGAGGAGUAUGUUAUAGUGCCACUAGUUGGAGGAGUGUGUUAAGGAUUUACAAUCAGCCGAACCCUGUUAUAGUGCCAUUGGAGGAGUUCUCUCCGUUAUUAGGUAAGGGGUGCGUUUGUAUUGUCGAGUCAUGUGAGUAG
Molecule: messenger RNA, 2723 nt
Organism: Morus notabilis
Lineage: Eukaryota; Viridiplantae; Streptophyta; Magnoliopsida; Rosales; Moraceae
Product: pentatricopeptide repeat-containing protein At4g04370
Exons: 4
Coding region: 1-2154 (717 amino acids)
Biological process (GO): RNA modification
Molecular function (GO): RNA binding; protein binding
Source: RefSeq, a predicted model, not a curated record